CACCCGGAGUACACCCGAAGUAUCCUCGGAACUAUUCGAAUUGUUUACCAACACGAGGGUAUCUUCCAUGGACUCUACAAGGGCGUGACUAUGAACUGGAUCAAGGGCCCCAUCGCCUCGGGUGUGAGUUUCACCGUAUUCCACCAAAUACAGUACCUUCACCAGUGGUUGCGGUCCAGGUAG
Messenger RNA from Dibothriocephalus latus, 183 nucleotides. Lineage: Eukaryota; Metazoa; Platyhelminthes; Cestoda; Diphyllobothriidea; Diphyllobothriidae. The record is from the annotation of a GenBank genome assembly.